This is a messenger RNA of Hyphopichia burtonii NRRL Y-1933, 1367 nucleotides long. RefSeq lists its product as uncharacterized. The record is from RefSeq and is a predicted model, not a curated record. The coding region runs from base 108 to 1367 and encodes 419 amino acids. NCBI's taxonomy places the organism in Eukaryota, Fungi, Ascomycota, Pichiomycetes, Serinales, Debaryomycetaceae. The transcript is spliced from 2 exons. Gene Ontology annotation, molecular function: fatty-acyl-CoA binding. Gene Ontology annotation, biological process: fatty acid metabolic process.
AUAGAUAUAUAUAUAUAUAUAUAUAGAUAGAUACACUGUCGGUUGCCCAGAGCAAGCUUUUUUACAUAGGUUGGAAGGAGUGAACUUGUAUAUUUAAUUCUUAAGAAAUGUCGGACUCUAUUGAUCGGGUUUUUGUUAAGGCGAUUACUACUAUAAAAGCGCUUUCUUCCCGUUCCAAUUAUGGAUCGUUACCACGUCCGCCAGCUGAAAAUCGGAUAAGACUAUAUGGAUUAUAUAAACAAGCCACUGAAGGAAAUGUUGAAGGUAUUAUGACCCGUCCAAUAGGGUUUUCCAUAGAGGAUGAAGGUGCUAAAAAGAAAUGGGACGCUUGGAAACGAGAAGAAGGAUUAUCUAAGACUGAAGCUAAAAGAAGAUAUAUUUCAUACCUUAUUGAAACAAUGAAAGUUUACGCUAGUGGAACGUUGGAAGCAAGAGAAUUAUUGAGCGAAUUAGAAUAUUUAUGGGAUCAAAUAAAAGAUGUUCAAUUUUCUCCGGAUGAAGAAGCUGAACAUGAAAAUGAAGAUCUUUAUAAUAUAAAUUAUCCUCAAUCGCUUGUUUUUCUGCAUCCAGGUGAUCAAUCUGAUCGCUUAUCUACAGCUACUCCUUUACCCUUGGGUAGUAACUAUUCUGCUUCAGUUGUUCCAAAUCAACAAUAUAGAAAUAAUUUACAUAAAAUUUAUUCUCAUUCAAGAAGAAGUACCAUGCUUUCAAUAAAUGACUAUAUCAAUCAACAAAGACAAUCAAAUGCAACUUCUCAGGCGGGGCCAAGAGAGGACCAGUUCAAACAAGCAGAUACUGGUUAUCUGUUGCCGGCUCCUCCUCUUGGUUCGAGUGAUGCCAAUAAACCCCCAGUCGAUUUGAGUGAAUCCGCUUUAAAUGACUUGAAAAAUUGGCAAGGUGAGAUCAAUCUUAUCAUAAAUCGUCUCUCCAAAGAAUUCUUAACCGAUAAGAUGUCUCAUAAAAGGGACUCCUCGAAUGGCAAAUACUCGUUGGCAGGUACAAAUAAUACCAACUCUUUUACAAGAUUUAACGCAAUAAGGUCUUCUACUAGUGAAUCGGAUGGAUCUGAAUUUUCUGAUAUCGAUCCUUCAGUUCGUUUGCGUAAAAGAAUCACGGCUAUCCUAAAAUUCUUAGGUAUAAAUGCCUUUAAGUUCUUGAAAAAUUUCUCAGUCAGCCUCAUAGCCAUUCUCUUCAUCAUUUGGUGCUUUAAGAAAAAUGUUAUUGUCGAGAGAACUUUUGUAAAGGAACCUUUGAGUAAUAACAGACAAAAGAAAGAAUUAAUCAUCAAUAUGGUGUUAAACACCGACGAAAACAAAUGGUUUAUAAGAUUAUUGAACGUUUUGAACAGCUUUGUUGGAUUUGUCUAG